Ictalurus furcatus (blue catfish) is the source of this 1162-nucleotide messenger RNA. It is a transcript of the gene il10, whose product is annotated as interleukin 10. Gene Ontology annotation, cellular component: extracellular region. Bases 1 to 672 code for a protein of 223 amino acids. NCBI's taxonomy places the organism in Eukaryota, Metazoa, Chordata, Actinopteri, Siluriformes, Ictaluridae. Gene Ontology annotation, biological process: immune response. The record is from RefSeq and is a predicted model, not a curated record. The transcript is spliced from 5 exons. Gene Ontology annotation, molecular function: cytokine activity.
AUGGGAAGGAAUUUUUGGGCUAUAAAAAAGGCACCUCUGAGCUUUUCUGCACUUCUCCUCCCCCUGAGGAUUCAGCUGCAGGCUUACGAAAGGGUUAACACCGGUGUGACGAGAUCUUCGAGAAUGCUCCUGCUUAGGUUCCUCCUGCUUUCUUUGCUGACUGCUCUGCUGCUUGGGGCCGCUCAGUGCACAAAGAUCAUCUGCAAAGACAGCUGCUGCUCCUUCGUUGAGGGAUUUCCAGUCAGAUUGAAAGCACUUCGUUCUUCAUACGCCGUGAUCCGAGACUACUAUGAAUCCAUGGAUCAGCUGGACACCUCACUAUUCAAUAGGACAGUUCUUGACCACUUCAAAACCCCUUAUGGAUGCAGUGUCAUGAACGACAUUCUGCAUUUCUACUUGGAGACAGUGUUGCCCAAUGCCAUCAGCGGGCACAUGAACAGAAAGAAUUUCAAAACGCCCAUCGACACAAUCGGAAGCUUAUUUCAAGAGCUCAAGAGGGAGCUGGUCAAAUGUAGGAGUUACUUCACAUGCCGGAAACCUUUUGAAAUCUCCAGCGUCAAGAACUCCUACCAUCAGAUGGGAGGAAAAGGCCUGUACAAAGCCAUGGGAGAGCUGGACAUGUUGUUCAACUACAUUGAAGAUUAUGUAGCAUCUCAGAAACGUAAACGCUGAAUGAAUGGGAUAAGGACACACUUGAUAAGCCAACGGGACACCUAUUUGAAUAGUGUGGAAACAAUACUGGAGCAUAAUAUUUACACUGGAUAUAUAAAUAUCUGCAUGCACAAAUAUUUAUUUGUUACUACUUUUUAAAAAAAAAUGUUUCUGCUGUGCUACCACACUAAAUUAUUUGAAAUUAUUAUUAUUAUUUUUUUUUUUGUACUUGGCUGUUUUUUGCACAGCCUUAGAAAAGUUCCCGAUGUGUUUAUCUUCCUAGAAGAAGUAAGACCAUAUUGUUUAAGUCAUAUUGACAAUAGCUUUUCUAUAAUGUUGCUUUUUGCAAUGAAGUGUAAUAACUCUUUAAAAAUGUUGACAAAUGUUUAUAUUUAUUAACAAUGUAAUUGCUACUUCUGCGCUUUUAAUUUAUUCUUUUGUAUGUUGUAUUAAAUGCUGGUACUCCAGGUUAACUGAACUAUUGUUUGUUGGUUCAUAUUUCAAAUAAUAA